This is a messenger RNA of Vigna umbellata (rice bean), 706 nucleotides long. RefSeq names its product ferredoxin-like. The record is from RefSeq and is a predicted model, not a curated record. Gene Ontology annotation, biological process: electron transport chain. NCBI's taxonomy places the organism in Eukaryota, Viridiplantae, Streptophyta, Magnoliopsida, Fabales, Fabaceae. Gene Ontology annotation, molecular function: electron transfer activity; 2 iron, 2 sulfur cluster binding. Gene Ontology annotation, cellular component: chloroplast stroma.
UUCAAGUGGAAGCCUGGAUUGUGAACAAUCUGUGGAGAUAACAGAGGCACACAGAUUGAGGUACGUGAGGUUGCAUGCGACCAAGAUAUGGUGAUAACAAUCGUGAGAACCAGUUGUGAUAAAGCCACGUGGCAGUGGGGUUGCAUGUGAAGUUGGUGAUGGUUGUAAUCACAAGCUCCUUAUCGUUAUCACCAAAGAACAAGAAAAAUCCAUCAACUUUGCAAGCAAGAGGAGAAUGGCGUUGAUUCAUGUGGCAGUGUUGAACACCUCAUUCUUCUGGAAACAGCCAGUCCUGAAGGCAUUCCCGAACGCUAACGCCAUGUUUGGUGUGAAAGGAGGAAGUGAGGGUCGUGUGAGUGCCAUGGCCAGUUACAAGGUGAAGCUGAUCACACCAGAAGGAGACAAAGAAUUUGAAUGCCCAGAUGAUGCUUACAUUCUUGACCAUGCUGAGGAAAUAGGCAUUGAUCUUCCUCACUCGUGCAGGGCUGGUGCUUGUUCUAGCUGUGCUGGCAAAGUUGUGGCUGGCCAAGUGGACCAGACAGAUGGUAGUUUCCUUGAUGAAACUCAAGAGAGUGAAGGCUUUGUUCUCACCUGCAUCGCUUACCCCACUUCAGAUGUUGUUAUUCUCACUCACAAGGAGGAGGAACUCACUGCCACUGCUUGACUCAUUCAGUUUCUUCCUUUCUUUUCUGUCUUGUUCCAUUUU